AUGACUAGCAGGCGAUCCCCUCCUGAGGAUUUCUCUCGCGACCCCAAGCGGCAAAGGACAUUCCAUUAUGCCCCCGGCACCAGUCACGAACUGCCAUGCAAUGCGUCACCCAAACCCCACGAGAAGUACACGGUCGCCUGGAUCUGUGCGCUUCACAUCGAGAUGACAGCUGCUGAGGCCAUGCUUGAUGAGCUCCACGAUACCCUCCCCACACACGUUGACGACAAUAAUACAUACACCCUCGGACGCAUCCACAAGCACAAUGUGGUCAUUUCAUGUCUUCCAACGGGUUAUUAUGGAACAAUAAAUGCCGCAACCGUAAUAUCGAACCUCAAGCGGUCCUUUCCAUCAAUUCGGGCUGGCUUGAUGGUUGGUAUUGGCGGCGGAGUGCCCAGCAAGGCGGAUUUGCGCCUCGGUGAUGUUGUUGUCGGAACCAGGGUGAUGCAAUGCGACAUGGGGAAGAUAGUCGAGAACGGACAACUUCAGCGCACGGCAAUUGCCAGGAUUCCACAUCAGCUCCUUUGUACCGCCGUUUCCGCAUUACGCGCAAAACAGGAGCGUGAUGGUACCUCCAUCACGUCGAUUGUAGCGCAGAAAUUUGUUGGACACUCUGGGUAUCAUCGCCCCGAUUUGUCAGAUGAUCUGUUUCCUCCAACGUACGAUCAUGAGUCUUCGAACAUAUUCUGCAAUCAAUGCGAUCACACAAAGCUGGUGCCGCGAAGACAAAGAAGCGAUCCAAACAUCCACUAUGGCGCUAUUGCUUCCGGGAAUCAAGUUAUGAGGAGCGCUUUUCAACGCGAUAUCAUCGGCCAAGAACUUGAUGUUAUCUGUUUCGAAAUGGAGGCUGCUGGCUUGAUGGAUAUUCUUCCCUGCUUGCCAAUUCGGGGAAUCUGCGAUUACUCUGACUCACACAAGAACAAGUCGUGGCAGAGGUAUGCCGCUGCUACAGCAGCAGCGUUUGCAACCGAACUUCUUGCGGUGCUUCCCUCAAGCGAAGCUCGUGAAAGGUUAGAACUUCCAUCUCGUACUGGACCACCGGACGAUUAUUGCCAACAACUACUCGAGUUACUCAAUUUCGACCAGAAGGACUCUCGCCAGUCUUCCAUCAAAACUGCCCACGCAAAGACGUGCCGAUGGCUUUUGACACACGCCGACUAUGAAGCUUGGUUAGAUCCCAAGAGGCUUAUACAGCAUCAUGGUUUUCUCUGGAUUCGCGGCAAGCCCGGCGCCGGCAAGUCGACACUUAUGAAGUUUGCGUACGGAAACAUGCGCAAAGCCCGUCGUAGGCAUGGAACGACUGCAGCCUUCUUCUUCAACGCUAGAGGAGACUAUAUGGAAAGAUCUGUUCCAGGAAUGUACCGCUCAUUACUUUUGCAACUACUCCAAGGUGUUCCAGAAGUUCAAUCAGUUGUGGACAAUCCCGAUUUCGAGUACGAGGAUCUGAACGAGUGCCUUCAAUUAGACCACCUCAAGGAACUUUUCUGGAGUGCUGUUUUGGCGCUUGGACAGCAGCAUUCUUUCACCUGUUUCAUUGACGCGCUUGACGAAUGCGACGAACAACAAGUGAUGGACAUGGUUCGAUUCUUUGAAGACCUUGCAAUACAAACAACGGAGAAAAAUGUCAAAUUCAGGAUUUGCUUUUCAAGCAGACACUAUCCGUACAUCUUUGUACCGGAGAGCAUCGAUCUUGUACUCGAACACCAGCCGGGCCAUACGGAAGAUCUGGCCACGUUUGUAGACAGCCGUCUCAGAAUCCGAGACUCUGCCCUCCGUUCGCAGCUACAGCCAGACAUCCUCCAGAAGGCCUCAGGCGUUUUCCUAUGGGUUUCGCUUGUAGUCGACAUUCUCAAUGACCAGUAUGCCCGAGGCGGUAUGGAUUUGAGAAAACGACUUAAAGAGAUACCAGACGAUCUCCAUGCGCUUUUUAAGGACAUGCUGCGCCGCGAUGAACACAACAAAGAAAGCCUUCUCUUGUGUAUUCUGUGGAUACUAUGCGCCAAGAGACCAUUGGAUCCAUCGGAGUUCAGUCACGCACUCUGGUCUGGCCUCCUGAUGAAUGGACAGGCAGACGAAGAGCCUCCGAAUCUGACUAGGGCGGACGGCUCGAGUGCGGCGGAUCGAUUCGUGAUUGGGUCUUCCAAAGGGUUAGCAGAGGUGACCAAGGCCAGACAGCCCAGAGUUCAGUUCAUUCAUGAGUCCGUGCGAGACUUUCUGCUCAAAUCUGGUGGUCUAAGAGAACUAUGGCCUGACCUCGGAUAUGACUGGCAGAUUCAAGCUCAUGAGAGAUUGAAAGAAUGCUGCUCUUACUAUUUGGAAUAUAAUCCGGUGCAGACAUUUAAGCACAACACCCGCCGAUACAGGGCGACCGCCAAUUUUCUCUACAUCCUUGCAGACAAAGGCUUCCCGAACCUCAUUCUGCGAUGGCUGGAAGACAAUCCUCAAACAGACAUAUUUGAUGAGAAGGAAAGGUUCCGAUACCCAUUGUUUGCGGCUUUGGCAAAUGGCAAUAAGUCCUCGGUCGCUGCACUUCUCGGCAUCUCCACAAUAAUACAAGAUGGUGUUGAUAUCACGGCUGGGCUCAGCCAUAUCAAAGAUUUAACGAAUUUUAUCGGACGAACACCUCUCUCUUGGGCUUGCCAAGAGGGGCGGAGGGGUAUUGCCAGUUUUCUUCUUCAGAACGGGGCAUCAGCUUCUGGAAAAGACCCGGAAGGCCGCACAGCUUUAUCAAGAGCCUCGGAGAGUGACCAAGAUGCAGUUAUUGAAAUGUUGAUUGAGUAUGGCGCAGACGUCAACAGUACGGAAAGGGUAGGAGGCCAGUUCUACGUCCCCAUUUUGUUGGCCUCCAAAGAGGCAACGAUCCAGCGGCUUCUAGAGCAAGGCGCAGAUCCCAACACGCGAACCAUGAACUGUAGUACGAUUAUCCAUCACAUGGCUCGCAGGGGAAAUGAUACUGGAAUACGCGCUGUCAUCAGCCAAGUCAAAGGAAUGAUAGACGAUGUCAAUGCCACAAACAACGACGGGAGCACCCCACUGAUUGAGGCCACUACAGGAGGCCAUGAGGCAGUUGCGAAGCUUCUCAUCCAACUUGGCGCAGACGUCAACAUUGGCAGAACCACGGUGGGCCACACCGCUCUGAUUGAAGCGAUUACUUACAAUAACCUGAAACUGGUCGAGCUGUACAUCCGACACGAUGCAGAUCUCAGUGCUCGAUGUCCAGAUGGACAUGCUCCAAUUCUUAGAGCGUUCAUGCUCAAGCGCUGGGAAGUGAUUGAACUUCUUUUUAAUGCAGGUGUGGAUCUUUUGGCUGCAAUUUCAGGUGAUCCAGAAGUAUGGGAAGUUCAUCAGGACGAUAUUCUCAUGUGGGCUUCACAGUUCGGCCACGCGUCGAUCGUAGAGUUUCUCUUUAGGGGAUAUUCUAAAUGCCACAUCAGUUCUGAGACCAAAGAUGCCGCACUCAAGAUAGCCCUUUCCCAAGAUUUUAUAAUUGUAGUCGGUGUUCUGAGAGUGUUUGGCGCUGUCGAGGAUCGCAGCUAG
Molecule: messenger RNA, 3534 nt
Organism: Colletotrichum gloeosporioides
Lineage: Eukaryota; Fungi; Ascomycota; Sordariomycetes; Glomerellales; Glomerellaceae
Exons: 3
Coding region: 1-3534 (1177 amino acids)
Biological process (GO): nucleoside metabolic process
Molecular function (GO): catalytic activity; protein binding
Source: RefSeq, a predicted model, not a curated record